AUGGACGACUUGCCAUUAACAGAAGGAGAUCAGAACCGACAUCUCAAGAUUGGUUCCAAUCUGACCGAAGGAUUGAGGAGAAGAGUGAUAGACUUCCUCAGGUCUAACUCCGACUACUUCGCUUGGUCCCACGCAGACAUGCCUAGGAUCGAUCCGGAAGUCAUCAUGCACAAGCUGCAGGUGGAUCCUCUACAUCAACCCGUUAGACAAAAAAGAAGGAAAUUUGCUCCGAAAAGAGACACAAUCAACAACGAUGAAGUCAAAAGCCUGCUCGGCGUGGGGUUCAUUCGUCAGAGCAUCGAGGCCAACCAGGAGAAAACAUGGGCCAUUCAUUCAAUCCCUUCACCGAAGAACGUCAAGGAGGUUCAAAAGCUAACGGAAAGGAUGGCGGCCUUGAGCAGGUUCAUCUCCAAACUCUCCGACAAAUCUCAUGCCUUCUUCGGAACCCUCAAGAAUCCAAGGGACUUCCAAUGGACGGAAGAGUGCGAAUCCGCUCUCUAA
Brassica oleracea var. oleracea is the source of this 501-nucleotide messenger RNA. RefSeq lists its product as uncharacterized. The record is from RefSeq and is a predicted model, not a curated record. Bases 1 to 501 code for a protein of 166 amino acids. NCBI's taxonomy places the organism in Eukaryota, Viridiplantae, Streptophyta, Magnoliopsida, Brassicales, Brassicaceae. The transcript has 2 exons.